CCCUGUCCGUCCCCGUCCCCGCGCCUGUAGUGUGUGUGUGUGUGUGUGUCGCCCUCACGCAAGAUCAGCGCCAGGAUCACGUCUGCCGCACAGGAGGCCCAGCUGAUGGAGGGAUGGCUCAGACUGGACGCGUGCUAGGCUAUGUACCCAUGACCGAGUUUGACGGGCAGGUGGAGCCCACAAAACUAGUCCGGUUGCGGGUGAUAGGCGGUAGUGGGUUAGCGAAAAAAGACAUAUUUGGUGCAAGUGACCCUUAUGUAAAGAUCGAGUUAAUAAAUAUAAACGCCAGCGGAGGGGAUGACGUGGUGGACGGGGUGCACACGAAGACCAAGAAGAAGACAUUAAAUCCACGAUGGGAUCAAGAGUUUGUUUUCAGAGUGAAGCCGGCUGACCACAAGCUGGUCUUGGAGGUGUUUGACGAGAACCGGCUGACGCGGGACGACUUCCUAGGCCAGGUGGAGUUGCCGCUGCUCAACCUGCCGAGGGAGGUGGAGGGCCGGCAGAUCCCUCACCGCCACUUCAAGCUACAGCCACGAAGGUCAGUGUAUCGUUCUCGGUCGAGGGUGAAGGGGCACCUGCAGCUCUAUGUGGCCUACGUAGCUGAUGACGGGGCAAGCAACAGCGGGGCGUCGGGCGAACAGACCCCCGAGGACGCUGGGUGGGAGGUGGUGAGCAUUGACAACAGCACCGGCCAUGAGGAGUCUCCAGCACAGCCGGUCGUGGUGCCCAACGACAGUCAGAGUCCCCUGCCUGAGGGCUGGGAGGAGCGGCAGGAUGCUAACGGCAGGACCUACUACGUCAACCAUAACGCCCGCACCACACAAUGGGAGCGCCCUACCAGCUCUCAAGGCAAUAAUGAGCAGGAGCGGAUGGAGUCGGCACAGAAUGAGUUUAGAAAUGAAUUCCGUCGGAGGUUCCACAUAUCAGUGGACGACAGCGAGGUGUCCAGAGGAGGGGAGAACAACACCAACAUUAUACAGCGGCAACCACUGAGUGCCGAAGACGAAGUUGAUGAGGAGGAUGAGGAUGAGGAGGAUUAUGAGGAUGAGGAUGAUGGUGAGGAGGAGGAGGAGGAGGAUGGAGAGGGACCUCAAGAGGAGGAGGCACAGCCUCCCUUUGACCAAGUUGUUUCUGAAGAGAUUCAGGAAGCACAAAGUUCGGCAGGCCAGCGUCCAUCCCCUUCAAAAAGUUCCCCUGCAACCCCCACCUCUGUCACCACCACUAGUGUCACCAAUAAUGCACCCAAGCCACAAAACCAGGGCACCAGCGGGAGUGAUGAAACCCUGCCUCGAGGUUGGACCAGCCAGGUGGCCCCCAAUGGCAGAGUGUUCUUCAUCGACCACAUCAACAAGCAGACCACUUGGAUUGACCCGCGCUCCGGCAUGCCCAGCUCCCCGCCCAACCAGCGCCACCCCAGCAACUGGAGGCACGAGGAUGAGCUUGGGCCCCUGCCUGAAGGGUGGGAGCAGCGGGUACACACAGACGGACGGAUAUUCUUCAUCGAUCAUAAAAAACGCACAACAACUUGGGAGGAUCCUCGCUUACUGAACCCAGCCAUUGCAGGCAAGGCAAUACCAUACUCUCGGGACUACAAGCAGAAGUAUGAAUUCUUCAAGAACAGACUACCAAAACCUGCCAAUGUCCCCAACAAGUUUGACAUCAAGGUGAAGAGAAACAACAUACUAGAGGAUUCAUUUGCCAUCAUUAGCCAGGUGUCACGUGUCGACCUCCUGCGAACCAAACUAUGGAUAGAGUUUGAGGGAGAGGUUGGCCUCGACUAUGGUGGAGUGGCAAGAGAGUUCUUCUUCCUGCUCUCCAAAGAAAUGUUCAACCCUUACUACGGACUGUUUGAAUACUCUGCCACGGACAACUACACCCUGCAGAUCAACCCUUACUCUGGCAUGUGUAAUGAGGAGCAUCUCAGAUACUUCAAGUUCAUUGGUCGCGUUGCUGGCAUGGCGGUGUUCCACGGCAAACUACUUGAUGCCUUCUUCAUCCGACCAUUUUAUAAAAUGAUGCUGUCCAAGCCCAUUGAACUGAAGGACAUGGAGAGUGUGGAUUCCGAGUACUACAAUUCCCUGCUCUGGAUCCAGGAGAACGACCCGGCAGACUUGGAUUUGACCUUCAGUGUGGACGAGGAAACCUUUGGAAGGACCACGUCCCACAACCUGAAGGAGAAUGGAUUAAACAUUCCUGUGACCAAUGAGAACAAGAACGAGUACAUUGAGCUGGUGAUCAACUGGCGCUUCGUCCAACGUAUCCACAACCAGAUGGAGGCCUUCAGGGAGGGCUUCAACGAUGUGGUGCCCGUCUCACACAUCAAGAUAUUCGACGAGAAUGAACUUGAGCUGCUCAUGUGUGGCAUCGUCUCCAUCGAUGUCAAGGACUGGAGGAACAACACCGUCUACAAGGGAGAGUACCACCCCAACCACAUUGUCAUCCAGUGGUUCUGGCGGGUGGUGUUGUCCUUCACCAAUGAGAUGAGAGCACGUCUCCUGCAGUUCGUCACUGGCACCUCUCGUGUCCCCAUGAACGGAUUUAAGGAGCUGUACGGCAGCAAUGGUCCACAGCUGUUCACCAUCGAGAUGUGGGGAGAAACCAAGAACUACCCACGCUCUCAUACCUGCUUCAACCGUCUGGACCUUCCACCAUACCAGUCAUACCACGAGCUGCGGGAGAAGCUCGUCAAGGCCAUUGAAGGGACGGUCGGCUUUGCCGGGGUUGACUAGAAGCAACAUGCUGCUCCUGCUGCUGCUGAUCUCUGUGAUGAUUGAUAUGUAUGCCAUAGAGUUUAUACACAGGAACUGACAGUCACUUGUCAUUCAAAAUAUAUAUGUUAUAGGAGGUGGCAAAUGUAAGGUGUGUGUGUGUGUGUGUGUGUGUGUGUGUGUGUGUGUGUGUGUGUGUGUGUGUGUGUGUGUGUGUGUGUGUGUGUGAACACCUGCCUGUGCAGGUGUUCAUUGUGGUAAUGGAUUUAUGAGGAGUCAUGUUCUUUAAGUGAGAUUUGAUGGACUGUUGACUUUAGUGUACACGCAUGGAUGUACUGGAAAGUUUCUAUCCACCUUAAAAUGGCAUUUUCAGUUUCUCUAUAUUUUCUAGGAAAAUUAGGAGUCUGAAUAAAAGUAUCUUUCCAAACCAGUGUUUUUGGUUGUUACUUAAUAGACAUGGAAUUUUAUUUAUGUAUAGUUUGUGUAGUUAAAAAUGUUAAAGCAUUUUCAAACAUUUAGCAUCAGAUUACGGCUGAACAAAUCAACAUACUGAAGGGUUGCUUUCCCUUACAACUCCAAUGAAUACCAUGCUCUUCUCUUUGAUAAGUGUAAACCAUUUGACAUUUACCACAUAUUCAAUAGCUUAGCCGUUACUCCUUGUUGUUACAAGGUUAGUGAUUUCAUAUAAUAGUGCAUUGUGGAGAGUAGAUCAACCCCAGUCCACAUUUUAUAAGUAAUUUUAGUAGUAACAUCAGAGCCUCACUGCUAAGGUUACCAGGCAUUUUGUAACGAGUCCAACACUUGGUACCUGCUGUGUCACUGCAGGCAGGCAGACAGGCAGCCACAGGUCGUGUAAUGAACAGUUCUUUGUCUUUUGUAUAAUGUGUGUGUGCAUGACUGCUUGGUGUGUGUGAGUGAAUCAAACCAAAAGGUAAUAAUUCUGUCCUGUUACACAUUAGCAUGAUUGUGCAUAAUAAUAAGUAUGUCCACUACAUAAAGCAAAUUGCAAAUAAGUUGAGAUGGCAAGGGAAUGAUCAAGAUCAGACUGCUUUCUGCAUUGUUUGUGCAGACAACUCUAGAAAGUGGAAGAAAAACUCUAAUAAAAGUAGAAGUUAAUUUCAUGAAGUCAUAUUGCAACUUCAUUGUCUAAAAUAUGAUGGCUGAAGGAAUCCCUGUGAAAACCAACCUUUUAAGGCUACUAUUAAGAGGCGUGGCAAUCGAGUUCUUAGCCAUCCAAGUCAACAUUAGCAUUACACAAACACUGAUUGGAAAGAAUCAUUACUUAGCAUGUGGCAAGAGUGUACUUCAUGUAGGUCCACAUCUGCAUGUUUCACUGUACAUACAACUUGGGCUUAUGAAAGGGACUUCAACUGAAAUAAGAGAUUUCUAUUCUGUUGCAUAAUGCAUGCCAUCACACGUAUGCACAUGGUAUCGUCCCAUCAUGUACAGCUUAAAUAAGAGUUAAUCUGUCUUGGUAAGGAAGUCCUUUAUUCCAGUCUUAAACUGUAAUGAUAAGUGCAACUUUAAGCUGUUCUGAUAUUGAGAUGUAGGGUGUAUAUACAUUUAUAAAUAUAUAUAGAUAUAUAUAAUUUUAUUUUUAUUUUGUUACACAUCUAUGUUUUGUUGGCGUUUCUUUCCACUGUGAAGGGCAGAUUUCUGCUCCUUGCAGUGGAGGCUGCUUUGUGCUCCUGGAAGUUCCCCCUCAGUAAUGCAGCAAUUAUUAUACUGUUUAUUGGUUACUUGCAACUAGGUAGUUAUCAUGUAUAUACUCUGCAAGCACAGGUGAAGCAACCACCCUCCUCCCAGACACUGCCCAGAGUGUCUCCUCUAGUACUAAACCUCUGUAUUUGUUAUUUUGUUGUGAAUUAUUGUUAAUUUAGUCUUUUGUAAGAUUUAUACGAUACAUUGCUUCAAGCGUAAUGUUUGUGUGUUACGUACAUCUUUGCUGACACUCCCAAGCUUUAUGUCUUACUAGUGGCUUAAGAGGAGAUAUUUCUCUCUUCAUCAGGACAUAACUGCAUUAUCAUUUGGCUCUGUAAAGGCAAACAGGGGAAGGAUCUAUACUUAAUCAUUGUGUACAUACAAAGAGGAGUUUGUGUGGGCAGAGCAGUGUGCGCUGCAAUGUGCCGUUCGGUGUAAAAUUAAGAACGUCAUUGACAUUGUUAUCCGAUAAAAAAAAUUUACAUGAUUUAUGUAUUCACUAAGUCAGUGGAAGAUAUAUAUAUAUACUGGUGUGUUACAGGAUGGGAAGUUAUUGUCACAGUUUUAUCAGUGAUUUAAUACAUUAUUAUAAAAAGUGUUUACACUGUAUGCAAACUACUGUUGGUGAACCAUUUCAUACAUUUUGGAAGUUUUUAUUUUAUUCUAUUUCCUGCAAUUCUUCAUACUUAUCUUCAUCACCACCAAGACAUACAUUUGUUCCUUGUCAUACUGUCCAUACAUUUUCCUUUUAAUUCUUGGAGGCAUUUUUGUAAACACUGUAAUCUUGAAGGAAUGUGCCAGCAAACUACAAAUCCCAGAUACUGUUUGCCUUCAGUCAUCCAAUUUGCAUUCACUGUGUUCCCUCCCUCACUCAGUGCUCCUCUAUCCAACAUUCCUGCCUUCCUCCACCAUUUACCAUUCGUCCCUCUCCUUUAACAUUCACCCAUAUCUGCUUCUAGUCACAUUUACUCAGCAGCUUGCCCAACAUUUAUCCAUACUUAACCCUAAUCAGUACUUUGCGUUAGUAUAUCUUUCCCUCUAUUAAACCUUCCUGCUACCCAACAUUCUCACUCACCUUUUUUCAUCGAGCAUUCACCCAUCUUAUGAAAGUGCCACGUUCAUUACACCUUGCUGUUGAAUUUUGUACCUCUCACCCGUCACUGCUGCAUCCCUGUUUAAUGUUAGCCCUCACUCUUCCUGCUCUUUGGAUGAUAGUAACUAAACUCCUUUCCCUCAUCUCAAGCAUCCUACACCGAAGUCAUUCAAUAAUUUCUGAAUUUCUGCAGCUACUGCCACUACCAUAAAUCUCUAGUCUAUUUUUAUGCCAUUUCUGUAUCGGGUUAGUUAGUAUCCAUGAGAUUUCCUUCAAGUAUUGACUUUGUUUACAUGCCAUUCAUGCUGUCAUGUAGGGCAUUGCAUUACAUAGAAUGGUUUCAAUUAUACUCUUUUAAAUUAUAUAUGCCUAUAUAUAUAUGUAUAGUAUAUAAUUUGUGUAUAAUUUUGUGUAACAGGCACUAAAAACCUGUGGUCCACUUGAAACAAAAUUUGAUGUCAUUUGUCUUUUACAUAAGUCUGCAUAUUAUGUCUUGCAAUAAUAGUUUGCUGCUCAGUACUUAACACAGCCAAGUUGCUCUGUUUUAAGAUCACAUGAAAUGUAGGGAGGCUUCAAAGAACAUAGAAUUAUUUUUCUUUAACUGUUCAGCAAUAUCAUUUUUAUGUAAAGGCAAAGAACUGUGCUGCAAACUUUUUACUGCUCUUGAUAGUAUGAGAAAUGUAAUUAGCCUGUUUAUUUACCAGCCACAUCAAGAACUGUAUUUACAAUCUUGCUGAUCAAAGCCUUAGUACAGAUUGAAAGAGUGAGCAUCAGGUCUGGACAUUCAAUAUUGUGCCCACAUCCACACGACUAACCUGCUCAUAGCAUUCUGCAGGAAAGGAGGGACUCCUGAGGUGUGAAGGAGCAUGCGUGUGGUUCUGGCCAUUACCUCUUGGACUGAACAGCUCACCAGACACCUUAGAUACGCAACCUCCCAUACAUACAUCCUGAAACAGAACAUCAAAGUGAACACUAAAAAAUCAUACCCCGAGCUCAUGUGUGUUAAGUGCGUAAGACCCUUAUGAACACUGUUGCAUGACUUAUCAUGCUCGAACAAUACCUUCCUAUUUUUUCAGGUACUAAAGAUUACAGUCUUGUGACCAGACCAGGAUAUAAACUUGUUUGCAGACAAGAUUAUGCAUGACUUCCAUAACUUUAGGCAGGGCAGUUAUCAAAACCCUUAAUCUGUUGUCUGUUAGAUAAAAUUUUGCUUCCAUUAAGGCUAUGUAACAAAUGACUGGCUGUAUAAUCCUCUGUUUCUUAUAUCUUCCUCUUUUUUCUUGUAAAAAUAUUUCCAUGUGUAUCAGAAACAAACAGUAACAUCCCUCAAAUGCAUAACUUCUCCCACUGUUUUGGAGGGCACUGUCAUAAGCAUUUUACAAAUAAAAUGAUAUAUCACCA
Molecule: messenger RNA, 6903 nt
Organism: Eriocheir sinensis (Chinese mitten crab)
Lineage: Eukaryota; Metazoa; Arthropoda; Malacostraca; Decapoda; Varunidae
Gene: Nedd4
Product: E3 ubiquitin-protein ligase Nedd-4-like
Exons: 22
Coding region: 114-2729 (871 amino acids)
Biological process (GO): regulation of dendrite morphogenesis; ubiquitin-dependent protein catabolic process
Molecular function (GO): sodium channel inhibitor activity; protein binding; ubiquitin protein ligase activity
Source: RefSeq, a predicted model, not a curated record